Molecule: messenger RNA, 384 nt
Organism: Dibothriocephalus latus
Lineage: Eukaryota; Metazoa; Platyhelminthes; Cestoda; Diphyllobothriidea; Diphyllobothriidae
Source: the annotation of a GenBank genome assembly
AUGGCGUCAGCUGAUAGCUCUGACCUUGACGUAACUACACUGUUCACAACUCCACAUCCCACAAUCUCUGAAACCACAGGAUCCACCACAGAAUUCUCAGCGCCGCCGAAGAAAAAUGUGGUCGCCAAUGCGGCUGGCAUAGGUGUUGCUGGCGAUGCGUCCAUAAGAAGCCUUAUUAGAUCUCGCCCAGUCGGUAGACGCCCCAGUCUGCCUCGUGGUUGGCCAUCUUCAGUAAGGAGAGUAUAUUCAGCGAAGGACUAUGACGAUGAUGAUGACGAUGACGAUGACGACGACGAUGAUGACUACGAUGAUGAUGAUGAUUAUCCUCGUGCUCAUUCUCGAGCUCGGGCUCGUGCUCCGCUUUGGGCGAGCGUGUUUGAAUGA